This is a messenger RNA of Ficedula albicollis (Collared flycatcher), 4108 nucleotides long. It is a transcript of the gene RBM27, whose product is annotated as RNA binding motif protein 27. Lineage: Eukaryota; Metazoa; Chordata; Aves; Passeriformes; Muscicapidae. Gene Ontology annotation, cellular component: nucleus. The transcript is spliced from 23 exons. Gene Ontology annotation, molecular function: RNA binding; metal ion binding. Bases 1 to 3084 code for a protein of 1027 amino acids. The record is from RefSeq and is a predicted model, not a curated record.
AUGGCUGCGGCCGCUUGUCUCGGCGGGGGACGGGGAAACGAGCCCCCUGUGCCCAUCCGGGCUGCGCGCCCGCCGGCACGCUGGCCCUUUAAGAGCGCCCCCCCAAGAUGUCGCCGCGGGUUCAUGUGCUCGCUCUACCGAACUUGCUGGUUCUCCCUGACCCUGGGCUCGGGCUGUGCGCGAUGUGAUGCAGACCCCUCCGCCUUGGCCAACUACGUGGUGGCGUUAGUGAAGAAGGACAAGCCCGAGAAGGAGCUGAAAGCUUUCUGUGCUGACCAGCUGGAUGUCUUCCUGCAGAAAGAAACUUCAGGAUUUGUAGAUAAACUUUUUGAAAGUCUGUACACCAAGAGUUACCUUCCUUCUGCUGAGCCCACAAAAGCAGAGGCAAAGCCUGCAGGGCAAGAGAAAGAAGAAGUCAAGGAGGAGUUGUGUGUUAAACAGAAUUUUCAAGAGUCUGUUGAGGAAGAGCGGGAGAGCAGGAAGAAGAAGUAUUCCAGUCCCCAGAGGAGCCGUGGAGACUCCAGUGAGCAAAGGUCUCGAGAGAAGAAGCGGGAUGACGGGAAGUGGAGGGACUAUGACAGGUACUAUGACAGGAGUGACUUGUACAGGGAGAAGUCGGGCUGGCGCCGGGGCAGGAGCAAGAGCCGCAGCAAGAGCCGCGGGGUGAGCCGGAGGCUAGGUCAGGUCUGUCGGAAAAGUAAGUGGCACAAAUUACAGCAUUCCACGCACCUUGAGACCGCGUUAGUUAAGGGCAGAGAGCACCGAGAGAGAGAGAGAUCAAAAUACAAGAGUGAAAAAAAUGAUGUUGAAAGCUCAUAUAACCCAGUGUCUGCAUCUCCCAGUAAAUCCUCCGAGCAGUAUUCCUCUGCACAAGCUAUUCCCACUGCUGUAACUGCAGUUGCACCUGCGCACCACCUUGAGAGCACCACAGAGAGCUGGUCAAAUUACUUCAACAAUCACAGCAAUCCCAGUUCAUUUGGGAGAAACCCUCCUCCUAAGAGAAGAUGUCAGGAUUAUGACGAGCGGGGCUAUUGCGUGCUCGGCGACCUGUGCCAGUUUGACCACGGCAACGACCCUUUGGUGGUGGACGAGGUUUCCUUGCCCAGCAUGAUCCCGUUCCCGCCGCCACCGCCGGGGGGGGCGCAGCCGCACCCGCAGCCACCGCCGCCCGUGGUGCUGCCCGUCCCGCGACCUCCUUUGAGCCAGUCCAGCCUGAUAAACAGCCGUGAGCAGCCGGGGACAAGCGCAGUGCCCAGCCUGGCGCCCGUGGGAGCCCGGCUGCCUCCUCCCCUGCCUCAGAACCUGCUCUAUACCGUGUCAGAACAUACAUAUGAGCCAGAUGGCUAUAACCCUGAAGCUCCUAGUAUUACCAGUGCUGGUAGAUCUCAGUAUCGGCAGUUCUUUACGAGAGCACAAAUGCAGCGGCCCAAUCUAAUUGGCCUAACAUCUGGGGAGAUGGAUACAAACCCUCGAGCUGCCAACAUUAUCAUCCAAACUGAACCUCCCAUUCCCAUUACAAAUAACAGCAAUGUCACUAGAGUUGUCCUGGAACCAGACAGCAGGAAAAGGUCUCCAAGCAGCCUGGAAUGUCCACCACUGAAGAAACCCUGGUUGGGAAAGCAAGUAAAUAACAACCAGAAUAAGCCAGGGUUUUUGAAGAAGAAUCAGUAUACUAAUACAAAAUUAGAAGUUCGAAAAAUUCCACCAGAAUUGAACAAUAUUACACAGCUCAACGAACACUUCAGCAAAUUUGGAACUAUUGUAAACAUUCAGGUUGCUUUCCAGAACGACCCCGAAGCCGCUCUCAUCCAGUACCUGAGUAACGAGGAGGCAAGGAAGGCCAUCUCCAGCACGGAGGCCGUGCUGAGCAACCGCUUCAUCAGGGUGCUGUGGCACAGGGACAGCGAGCAGCAGCCCCCCCUGCUGCAGCAGCAGCAGGCACCCAGCCCACAGGGCCUGCAGCACCUGCAGCAGCAGGCACUGGCCACGCCGCCUGCUGGGAGUGCACACAGCAGCCUGGCCAAGGUGAUGAACAAACCCCUGGCGUCCGGUGCCUACGUCCUUAACAAAGUCCCGGUGAAAAGGCGCCUUGGAGCAGCGGGGGGGAGCCAGCCCGAGCUCAGCCAGCCUGGGGCUGGGCUGGAGGAGUCUCAGAUAUUUCCUACUUCUACAAGCCACUCAAAAAUGGUUUACAGUUCGUCAAACUUGAAGUCAGCUCUGAAGUCUGGUGCAGGGUCUAAACCUCACGACGUGCAAGAAGCCCUUAAAAAAAAGCAGGAGGCAAUGAAACUCCAGCAAGAUAUGAGGAAAAAGAAGCAGGAGAUGUUAGAAAAACAAAUAGAAUGCCAGAAGAUGUUGAUAUCCAAGCUGGAGAAAAACAAGGCCAUGAAACCAGAAGAGAGAGCAGAAAUUAUGAAGACCUUGAAAGAACUAACAGGAAAAAUAUCUCAGUUAAAGGAUGAAUUAAAAACGUCAUCUGCAACCUCCACACCAUCCAAAUUGAAGUCCAAGACAGAGGCCCAGAAGGAGCUGCUGGACGCAGAGCUGGACUUCCACAAGAGGCUGUCGUCCGGCGAGGACACGACCGAGCUGCGCAAGAAGCUGAACCAGCUGCAGGUGGAGGUGGGUGAGCUGUGUGCCUGCUGCUGCUGGCUCUGUUCUGUGCCUGCUGCUGCUGCUGGCUCUGGGGGCCGGGGCCGCGCCGCACAGAACCACAUGGUGGUGGAUCACCGGCCCAAGGCGCUCGCCGUCGGAGGCUUCGUGGAGGAGGAGAAGGACGAGCUGGUACAGCACUUCUCUAAAUUUGGAGAUAUCGAAGAUCUCCAAGAAGAGGAUUCCCCAUUAAGUGUUGUUGUAACCUUUAAGUCCCGCUCAGAAGCUGAGAAUGCUGCUAACCAGGGGUCCCGCUUCAAGGACCGGCGGCUCCAGAUCUCGUGGCACAAACCCAAGGUACCUUCUGUGUCCACAGAGGUCGAGGAAGAGGAGUCCAAGGAAGAGGAGACUGAAACCUCAGAUUUAUUUUUGCAUGAAGAUGAUGACGAUGAUGAUGAAGAUGAGGAUGAAUCCCGUUCCUGGAGAAGAUGAAACUUGAUGUUCGAAAUGUAUAAUUUUAGGAAUAUAGUUCAAACUACAUCUUUUAAACAUUUAUUUAAGGAAGUUGAUGAGCCAAAAAGAGCUUUACUUUCUUUUCAAACCACAAGAUUUACCAUGAGCAGUUUGGUAUGAGAACAUUUGGGACACAGAGCUGUGAGACUGAGCCAAAGGCCCAGGAACUUCUUACAGGAUUAUCAAGCUCACCAGGGCGGUGAUUUUUUUCUAUUUAAGAAGGAUUAAAAGGGGGAGGGGGGUUGGAAAUCAGUAUUUUCUUGUCCUCUUUUUGUCACCUGUAAUACCUUGUUUUGGGUUUUUUAUAAUGUGAUUGUUUUGUUAGUUUAUAAUUGAAAAGAUAUUACAGGUUUUAUUUAGCAAUAUUAUGGGGUUAGGGGAAAGACAAACUUUCAUUAAAUAUUAUAAAAGAAAAACUGGCCUCAUUUGCUCGUUGGAAAAAGGGAGCAUUUUAUUUCCUGUGGAGUCUCAUGUUGUAGGAAUUACUUGUGGCUAGAUUCUUAAAUCAGUUACUUCAGUAUGUGUGACAGCCGCACAGUCUAUGCUGCGCUGCUUUUUGUGAGAGGAGGUGGAAGAAACAAUUUAACAGGGUAUUGUUAUAACAUUGUCCAGUUCCCUCUGUUUCUCCAAGUUCUGCUUCACAGGAGCCAUCAGCAGGGACACACACUGGAGUGGAUUUUCACUCCUCCUUGGUUUCCUUGUCAUUUCAGUGUAAGGCUCGGUGUAAGUCAGGCUGUUCAUUGCAUUUCAGUAUUUGUGAGCGAUGGAAGGAGUUCAGUCUUCCUCAGAAGCCCCUGAGUACCAGGCAGGAGCUGCUCUCCUGUCCCUGUCCCUGUCCCAGCUGUGCUCCAGGCAGAGCCCUGCAGGGUUCAGAGCAGGGGGGUCACCCACAGGACUGGGGGUCCUGCCCCAGCCCAGGGCCGGUGUCCUAAGGGUGUUCAGAGCUGGGUGUGCAGUGGGUGUCCCAGGUGUGUCCCAGGUGUGUCCCAGGUGUGUCCCUGGU